Molecule: messenger RNA, 1068 nt
Organism: Polychytrium aggregatum
Lineage: Eukaryota; Fungi; Chytridiomycota; Chytridiomycetes; Polychytriales
Exons: 1
Coding region: 308-964 (218 amino acids)
Biological process (GO): glutathione metabolic process
Molecular function (GO): glutathione transferase activity
Source: RefSeq, a predicted model, not a curated record
UGAUCAUGCUGCAUCGCGGCGGUUGCGUCGUGGCAUGCUGCCGACCAACCGGUCCGCCACCACCCCAGCAGAUUCCAUGCGAGCCCCGUCCCCACUUCGUUUCGAUUUCUCAGCUUGUGCGAGUCUUGGCAUGGCCUUGGUGCCGAUUGGUCCGAUGGCCGUGGGGGACCAACCCCACAACAGGGCCCCUCGUCGUCUUGGCAACGAUUGACCGAGUCCCGGUGUAUAUCUGGCAUGUCAUCUCUCCACCACCAGCUGCACCCCACCAGCUAAUCUGCCCAGAGUCUCCCAGUUACUUCCACGCACAAUGACCGCCACCAAGCCCUCCUCGCUCAAGCUCACCUACUUUGAUACCACCGGCCGUGCCGAGGCUAUCCGCCUUGCGCUGUUCGUCGGCGGCAUCGAGUUCGAGGACGAGCGCCUGAACCGUGAGCAGUUCGCUGCCAUCAAGCCCACCCUGCCCUUUGGCCAGCUGCCUGUCCUGACCGUCGACGGCGAGCACGUCAUUGCCCAGUCGGACGCCCUGCUGCACUAUGCGGGUAUCCUCUCGGGCACCUACCCUGGCAACGACGACCCCUUUGCUGCUCUGCUGGUGGAGCAGGUUCUCGGCCAGCUGGCAGACAUUGCCGUCAAGCUUAUCGAGGUUUUUGAGGGCUCAGACCCCGCCGCCAUGGCGGCCGCCUGUACCAAGCUUGCCACCGAGGUCUAUCCGCCGAUGCUGGCUGCCCUGGACAGGGUCGUGGCCAAGUACGGCGGCGAGUACUCGGUCGGCGACAAGAUCUCCAUUGCCGACAUCUCUCUCUACCACAUGUUCAGCUUGAUCUCGGGUCCUGCUCCCGAGAUGCCCUUCAUGCCCGCUGAUCUGCUGGCGCCCUAUCCUCACAUCACCAAGGUCUUCCACUCGGUCAAGAGCCAUCCGCGCGUUGUUGAGUGGCAGGCCAAGAACGCUGCUCGCAAGCAGUAAUCAAGCCGUCGCCGCUGUCGGGGUGAAGGAGCAGUGUUGCUGUGUUCAGUUUUGAUGGAUGCCACUCAGAUGUCGUCGUGAAUACACUUUUGCCAUGGAUCAGA